Leptidea sinapis is the source of this 5565-nucleotide messenger RNA. RefSeq lists its product as uncharacterized. NCBI's taxonomy places the organism in Eukaryota, Metazoa, Arthropoda, Insecta, Lepidoptera, Pieridae. The record is from RefSeq and is a predicted model, not a curated record. Bases 282 to 1673 code for a protein of 463 amino acids. The transcript has a single exon.
UACUGCGACGCCAUUUUCGGGAAUUUGAUAGAUAUUGUGCUAACUGCUAAGUCUUGAAAAUUGAAUAUUAUUUGCAUAGUUUGACUGCAUUUUAGAUGGACUUUAACAUUAAUAACAAAUGUGUCGUGGAAAGUAAAAUAAUAAGAAUGUGUGUGUAUUGAAGCAAAUAAAUUUGUAUCGAUUGAAUAUUCGCAUAGUUCGCCUGCGCGGGAAAUGUGGUUAGCUGCGUUUAGACGCAUAUAGUAUAUUCGAUUUUCAAUUAAAACUGAAAAUCCCUCAAUAUGAUUUCAUAUAAAACUCGAGAUAACAAAAGAUUGAAACCCAAAAUGGCCAGGAAUAUAGAGAGACUAUUACGCGAGGGAAAGUGCCGCGAAUGUUCUGUUGUUGUUACUCGAAUGGAUUUUGCCAAAAUACUAGGAAAGUUUACCAAGGUAAAGAUACAAUAUGAAAGUAAUUUAUCGCCAAAAACUCCAAAGCCGUCUACAGCAGUGUCACCUGUCUCAAAAACAAGAUUAAAAAAAAAGGAAAAUGGAAUGGUUCACAUUCAUAGAAAAACUUACAAUCCACAUCCAGCUAUUGUAACAAGAACAAGAAAAACCAAAGUGACUGAGACUGAAAUCAAAAAACAGACACCACAACCAGCUCCAAAAAAGUCCAAAAACAUUCUUAAAGAGAAUAAUAGUUGUAAAAAGGCUAAUGUUACUCAAAGCAAUUUAUUAGACAAAAGUGUGAACAAGGCUAUCUCUAAACAAUAUACUGUUAUAUUUAUCAGCCCAUCAGCAUGUACUAAUAAUGAUCAUAAGAGUAAAUUAAAUUUAGUAGAUUUGUUGCCACAAAUAAACAAGUCUAUAUUACCAUCUGAAGAUUGGUGUAUAGAAUAUUUUCCUAAAAGCCUUGAACCAAAAGAUGACAAAAUGUACAAUCGCAUAGCUGCUGAGCUAGAGGACUUAAUGUAUAAUAAAAUGAAACCAGAGGUUGCAGAAGCUAAGUCGGAAGAGUUUCCAUCUAUAAUGGACAUUCUCAAUGAUAAUACUGCUAGCAGUAGUCAAGAAAUCAAAGAUGGUAGUAGCUCACUUGAAUUUAAAACCAGCUUAGAGUCAAGUGAUGUGGAAGCUAUGUUGCUUGGGAAACCUGAACAAAAUAAGGAUACAAAACCAACACCAAUGGAGGUAGAUAACACAGAUGUUACUAAGCUAAUUGAUGAUGCCGUGCAAUUGCCACAGAACUCUGAAGAAAAACAAGAGACUAAAGAACUUGAUAAUCCCAACAGUCCCUCAAUAUUAGAUGAAACUUUACAAAAGGGUAUUGAGGAGCAGUUGCCUGCAAUACCACCAUCAAAAGACGCUAUAAACUCUUGUACCACUAUUUCAAUAGUCCAUGACGAAGACAAGUCAUCAAAACUGGACAAUGAUCACAAUAAGCCAGGUGAAAUUGAGAAUACUACUUUUACAGUCAAUAACAAUCAAGUCACAGAAGUUACUUUUAAGAAAAUUGUUGGUAGCAAGUGUGUAAAGGCUGUGACAUGUAUGAAAAACUUAAAAUAUAAUAUUCAGUUUGACGAAAAAUCAGUAGAAUUAUUAGGUGCACCUAAAUAUAUUCCUAAUGUUGAAGAUUUGCAGGUACUAUUACAAAUAGUAAAUGAAAGUGACUUACAGAGCUAUAUUUUAUAUUGAAGCUGAAAAUAUUUUAUAUUUAACCCAUUAUUCAUUGACCUUUAUCAAUUUUGUAGGAUAUACAUAAUUAUUAUAUCUCUGGAUAUUUCACUUAUCCUAAAAAACUAUGCAUACACAAUAUAGUCAUUACACAUAUAUAGUUUCUUAGGGGAAAUUCUCGGUGUAAUGGUUUUACUGGGACUUUCUUAGUCAACCUGGCACUUAGAAUACAUCCAAAAUAAUGGUAAUUUGUAGAAAGCCUACAUCACAGAAGAUAUUUAUUAAGCACAUUUAAGUGUAGUGAGCAGCCAUGAAAAACAGUUCAUAAUGAUAUUAAUGAGAAAAUUACACUUUGAGUUGAACAUUUUACUUGUAAUUUAUGUGUAAAUACACUUUAAUUUAAAAAUUGUUUAUGGCUUAGGCCUGGCAAAGGCUUAGCCAUUAAGAAUAUUUUAAAAUAUAUAUAAAUUAUAGUAUAUUUAUAUAAUAUAAACAUAAUAAGAAAAAAUUUUUAAAAUUUACACUGAAAUACACAUAAAAUCCAAAUAAUAUUUACUUAGAUUUUCCUGGGAAAGUAAUAAACCCCUUUUUUCUGUUUAUUGAAUUAUUCUAGGUGUGCUUUGUCAGUUCAAUAUUAAUUUGAUUUUUCGGAGUCACAAUUUUAAGAGUCCCUUUUAAAAUUUAUAGUAAGGGAAUUUGAAUAGAUAGAGAUGUAUGUUCAAGGUGCCUCACUUUAUAUUUUGGAAAAAAUGCCCUUUAUCUUUUUUUGAUGUGCAUUAGACACUGUCUAACACAAAAUAAUGUUUUCAUAUCAAUAUUAGUCUUCAUGUGUUCAAUAUUGCUUUUAGAUUGUUUCUAUUCCAGUAUACUUUGUAUUAUUCUCUAAUCCUGUUAUAUCUAUGAAAUAAUAGAUCAAUAUUAUUAUGUCGGAAGAGUACUAAUAAUAAUGUCUGUAUUUUUGAACUGUUAAUUAACUGAUUUUCAAGUUUUCCUUGAGAAUAUACUUUUAAACUAAUUUGCAUAUAAAAUUCACAAAUUUUAUUCAUUUAAUCACAAUAUUAUGUCUAUAAAAAUUUAUAUUAGUAUAUAUUACACUUUUACUGUAAUACUUAAUGUAUAGUGAAUAAUUUAAAUAAUAUAUUAAGCAUUUCCCUUUUCCCAUUAAACUGUUAGCUAAACACUUUGAAUUUGGAGUUCACAGCAAUAGCGAUAUUACAAUGCAUAUAAAGGUGUGUAUAUACAAUAAUUAUUACUGUAAAUCCUCCUAUGAGCUAAAUGUGCACCUCAUGUUGUGACAAUAGUUACAGUACAGUUUGAAAAAUCAUGAAAGUUACAUUAUUUAUUUAAAAAGAUUUUUCUCUAACAUACAACCUGUAUUUAAAUCAUCAAAAAAUGACAAUUUUGGUUAAUAAUCAUCCUCACUUCUGUAAUGAAUUUCUGCAAUCCCUGUGAAAAGUUUAAUUUUGGCUCUCAGAGCUUGGUCCACAGGAAUGAAAAAAUAGUCCAAAACCUACAUUAUAAAAAAAAUCCCUACAAAAUUAUGUUGCCAAAAACUAGAUAAUGAAGAAAAGUAAAGUUUCCUUGACAAAUACAAGUAUUAAAAAACCUAAUUUCGCGAAAAUUUAUAAAGUUGUUGUGGCCGGCCAGUGUGGCGGUUUGAUUUGAAUUUAAAACAAACCUGCUGUUGGUACGGUACUCUAACAGAAAAGACGCUACAAACUAUUAUUUUCAAUAUCAAUACACAUAAUUAAUUUCAAUAAAAACUUGAGAAAAAAUAAUACUAUUAUCUAAUUUCAUUUUAAUGUUGAAUAUGAUGCCAUAGUGCCAUGCCAUUAUGACAAACAGUCUUAAAUUUUAAUAUGUUGUGUUGUUACUGCCCCGAGUAAUGCAUUAUAAGCUGAAUAUUUUUUUACAAUUUAUAGCUUUAAAAAAAUCAGCAAUUUGUUCAGCCUGUGGGGAAGUUAUAGCCUUUUUUCUAUAUUGUGACUUAUUUUUUUAGAAAAAUUAUUAUUUUAUCAAAAUGAAAGAUUCCUAAGUCUUCAGAUUUUAGUUCUGUUCACAAGUAAUAACAAAUUUCUGUGACAGAUGGCGCGUAUUUUUGUUUGAGUACCUACUAGCUUGUGAUGUAGCAAGCUGCUGAGGGCUUUGACAAUGGUCUAUGGCGCGGCACCGCAGCAUGGUGCGCCGCGGCUGGCUCCUCAUUUUUCUCAGUCGGUGUGUUCGAACGUGCUUAUCAAGAUAAAUGGAACGCAACCGUGAAAAACGAGUCGUUCUUCUAUUGUUGUCGUCUUUAUUGUCUUUUUCAUCGAAUGAUUCAAAAAUGUUCCGGCAAACAUCUUUUCACCUUUCUGUUUUUGGAUGUUUUGUCCCACAGCACUGGACGUGCCUCUACUAACGAAAUAAAUUAGUCUAUAUCGAUAUUGUCAGCCAUUUUUUGCACGUACACACGAACACACCAACUGCGAAACAUCGACUGAGGCGCGGCGAACCGUCUACGGCACCGUGCUGCGUCACGGCGCCGCACGGUAGACAUGUGUCUGAGGUCUAAGUACUUAACACGAGUUAGUAUAAAUUACUUAUUAAGUAUCAACGCAUUAAUAUAUAUUUGUGCAAAUAAUAUGGAAUUAAAUAUCCAGUUAUUUUUGCUUUCUAUGGUUUUCAGAUUAUAAAAAAACGAGGUCGACGUUCAUAUAUAUGAAGUUGACGUUGACUUGUGAAAUAAUUAUGUAUGAUAAACUAAUUUAAUAUGAAAUAUGAGUCCAUUGUAUAAAUAAUUGCAGGAAACGCUUUUCCCUGAGUUUGCUUUAUUAAGCUAUUUGCAAAUUAGUUCUACUGAUUAAUAUUAGUUGAUGUAGAUUAGUUUAGAUUUAUAUUUAAAAUAAUUAUUGGUGUAUAUAAUUAAUAUCUGUUUGGGAUAGAUAGUAAUAUCUUCGGCUUGUUUCAAUCAUAUAUUAUCCCUUGGUAAAAAACAUCACUUGAAAAAAAUCUUCAGAAAUUAUAUUUACGUAGAAUAGCAGUUUUCGAUUCUUCACAUAUUAAUAAUCCAGUGGACGCCUAAUAACCUUUACAUUCACGAUGCAAAAAAUUCCACCAACUAACUGAGGUGAGCGGGCGUGGGGUACUGCCUGAUCAUUAGUCAGGUAAUAUUUUCAACAUGUAAACGGUACUGUGAAUUAAUGUAAGAUCUAAAAACGUACGCCUUUUAGCGUCUAUGGGGUAUAAGAUGAUAGUUCACACAUAUCUUACUUUUUUAAAAAAAUGUUAAGCUUUGUUUUAUUUAAUUAAACAUUUUUCUUUGUUAUCAUUAAGAUAUUUUUAUGAUUCUGCUGCAUUUUGUAUUUUUAUGAUGUCUAACCAUUUCUAAAUUUGAUACCAUCUCAGUUUCAAAUUUACUAGAUUAUAUUAGUACGUACAGCACAACAAUGUCUCAUGUUCUACCACAUACAUGAUCUGGUGAAAUUGCCAGCGCAGUCGUCGAGUGACACGAACGUCCAAAUGGUGCUGAGUCCAGCCAACGAAUGACAGCGUGAGAUACACGACUACCCACAUUUGUGUUCUAAAAAUCUUUACAAGUACCUAGUUUUUUUUAAAUAUAUGUAGGAUGGGUUUUCAUAGGAGAUCUCUUAAUAUAAUUUAAUUAAAAGUUCUGACAUUGUAAAAGUGCUGCAAAUAUUCUUUUUUGUAGAUACGGAUCGAGGUAUCAUUUUUCGGAGGACUAGAACUAAAUACGGUUUUAGUUGUUUCAAAACUGUAAAAAAUUACAGAUAAAGUUUUAUCGUUAAUACCAACACCUAGAGGUGGAUCUAGAUUCCGUAUUUGUAAAUCUAAUUAGUAAGCCCGUAAUAUUAUUUAUAAGGUUAUAAUGUAACAAAUUAUCGUUCAAGUAUCUAAUAAAUAAUACCUACCAAUCAAA